This is a messenger RNA of Onychostoma macrolepis, 5564 nucleotides long. It is a transcript of the gene b4galnt3b, whose product is annotated as beta-1,4-N-acetyl-galactosaminyl transferase 3b. Gene Ontology annotation, molecular function: acetylgalactosaminyltransferase activity. The transcript is spliced from 20 exons. NCBI's taxonomy places the organism in Eukaryota, Metazoa, Chordata, Actinopteri, Cypriniformes, Cyprinidae. Gene Ontology annotation, cellular component: Golgi cisterna membrane. The record is from RefSeq and is a predicted model, not a curated record. The coding region runs from base 198 to 3740 and encodes 1180 amino acids.
ACGCAGGGGGCGUGGCCUGCUCAACCUGUGAGCGCACUGAUGUUUGAGGGACGCUCGCAGACGCUGAAUCACAGAGAAGGAAAUGUGAAGCGGGAUCGAGUUUUUCCACCGGCUUUGAAAACGGGAAAGCGCGUGUCGAUGAUUCUUACAGCGGCUUGCCACUUCUGUGAUCCACGCGGAGCCCGAAGCACUUAAAGAUGAUGCUCAACUUCUUCCCGGUGCGGAAAUUCAAGCGCAACGGCAGAUAUAUUGUGUUUGGGGCGGUGCUGACGGUCGCCUUACUGGCGGCUUAUCUGGAGUUCAUGGCCAUGAACGAGUGGAGCAGCCCCGGUGUAACCGUCCGCAGUGAAAGCAUCUCCUGGGCAAACGCUGCUGCUCGACGUGCGGCUCACAUCUCUGAAGAUCACAUCUCCAACAAUAAACAUGAUAAAAACACCUGGACACCAAAAAACACUCAACAGACAUGGAGGGUGGAGUAUAAAGGAAUGGCGAAUCUUCACAUAUUUGAGGACUGGUGUGGCACGUCUAUAUCACAACUACAGAAGAAUCUACAUUACCCUUUAUAUCCCCAUACUCGUACAACUGUGAAGAAACUUGCUGUGUCACCCAGCUGGACUAAUUAUGGACUUAGGAUAUUUGGAUAUAUACAUCCUUAUACUGAUGGUGACUUUCUGUUUGCAGUGGCGUCUGAUGACAGCAGUGAGUUCUGGCUCAGUGAAGAUGAGAAUCCCGACAAUCUGAAGCUCCGUGCUUACGUCGGAAAGACAGGCAGAGAAUGGACUGCCCCAGGGGAAUAUGGGAAAUACGCCAGUCAGAUAUCAGAUCUCAUUCCUCUGCAAAAGAACAACAAAUAUUUCUUUGAGCUUAUCCACAAACAAAACGAUCGAGGAACGGAUCAUGUGGAGGUUGCGUGGCAACUCAAACAGAUCGCGAGUGGAUUUUCAAUCAUCGAUUCCAAGUUCAUCUCCCUCUACACCAAUGAGUCCUCACUGAAGACAGCAGAUGUCAAUCACAUUCCUCAGACCUUUGCCAGUCAUGUGACUCCGCCCCAGAGGUCAUCUGAGACUCCGCCCCAUGGAGUAGACAUGCUGAGGCCAGACUCACGUGACUCGUUUCAUCAAGUUCCAUUAUUGGACAGGGAGCGUUUGCAGGGAGUUUUGCCUGACUGUAUUUAUAACCCCAGCUACAUCAUAAAGGGAUAUCCUCUAAUGCGCUACCAGGGCCUGCAGUUCGUGCACCUGACGUACGUGUAUCCUAAUGACUACACACGGCUUACACACAUGGAGAGCGAUAACAAAUGUUUCUACCGUGGGAAUCCAUACUACCUGGAAAGAUACGGCUUUUCAAACUACAUUCAACUGGAUUUGCCUGAAAAUGAGGAGAUAGUCAUCAAAUACAAAGGAGAUGGCAUGUUAGCAAGAGCCAUGAACCUGGACAGAAAUGACGAUGAGGGCUUUCAGAAAGCUGGAAAGUAUGAGGAGAAGCAGCAAAUGAAAGCUAUGGAGAAGAACAAGGUUCUCCCGGAUUAUGGAGAUGAUUUUGAUGAUUAUUCAAUGCAGAGACGCCGGAAACUGUUUUCUGUUCAGAAACAUGGCAGAAUCAGAAAAAAGAGGGAAGACGGGGAACUAGACAACAGAUUUCAACAGAUGGACCAAGACAACCAACCUAAGGAAAUCCAACAACCACCUGUAGAACCACAGAACCACCCAGAGGAACCACAGCAGCAACCAAGAAAGAAGAAGAAAAGGAGACAUUCUGAACAAAACCAACAGGACCAACACUUCCUCCAAAACCCACCUUCUGAGGUGAAGAGCUAUGACCAGGGAAAAGAAAAAGACUCACAGCGGUUUCAGAAUAACGCCAUGAAGAAGAUACCUGACGAGCAGAAUCCAGGACCAGCUCAGAGAGAAGAUCGCUUGAGGUCAGAGGUGAAACAUCAAGUGGACCAAUCGCUUAAUCAGGAUGGUAGAGUUGAGCUCCAUCUGCGUAAAGCCAAAAACAGCAACAGUAGUGAUGGAAAUCCAAAUCUUGGUGCUGUUGGAAAUAGAAAUAUUCCCAUGGAGAACAUACGAGAAGCCAGUGAGUUGAAGCAAAGAUCAGUGACCAGCCCUGCCAUGUUUAAUGAGGUCCAGAGGGAACGUCAUGACCUUGUGAAUCGGAUGGGUAAUCAAAAAGUCUAUCUUGGAGAACAUGUGGACAAGGCACCCAAGAACUCAUUAGAUGAGGUGAAAGUAAAGAAGGCAAAGCUGAAGAACACUGCAGAUGAACUGCCAUCCUUGAAUGGGAAUGUAGUCGAAGCUGAACCGAUGAAGAGGCUCAAACACCCAAAACAUAAAGCAGAUGAAGGCGGGCAUGUUUUGCAGGACAAUCCCGAAAAGGCUGUAGUAGAUGACAACAAUAUUUCCAUCAAGCACAAAAAUGUGGCUCAUCAUCUCCAAAUAACCCAACAUCCUCCCCAAAACUCAUUGGAUAACGAGACCAAUGAGCGUAAGGCGUUGGUCAUCGCGGCUCCAUCUAACAAAGAAUAUAACAACAGCUGGGGUCACGUGAAUGAUGCCAGAAAGGAAAAGGAGAUUCAGGAUAAUGCAAUACAUAUAGAAGAGGUUGAAGAUGGAAGAGAUGAAGAAGAAGCUUGGGUGAAUCAGGGUUUCUCGGAGGAAGAAGACUAUGAACUCCUCAAGAGGGCCGUGUUUGACGUGGAAGUCAAGUGGUCUCAGACGUUCCAGGCCAAACCUCUAGAUCUGCAUGCCUUGCGCUCCGACUGGAUCGAUCUGAAGUGUAAUGUGUCUGGAAACCUGCUGCUUGAGGAAUCAGAAGUGUUGUCUGUAGUGGAAGCUUUCAUGACGAAACUAAACAAGAAAUUUCCAAGGCAGUUCUCUCUAGAGCGUAUUGUGAACAUUGAGAAGAAGCCUGAUUAUAAUCGUGGCAGUAGAUAUCUACUGGAACUGGACUUGCAGGAGGCUUCAGGACGCCACCUGCGCCUGGUUCAGUACAUCUAUGUGAAAAGAACUGAAGAUCGGGGUUCUGGCAAAAAACAAAAGGCUCGGGAUGCAGAACUUAAACUUUGCAAUCCAUAUAGCUUCUACUGGAACCCGACUGCUACUGUCCACUUCAUCGUGCCAGUGAAGAACCAGGCCCGUUGGGUGCAGCAGUUUAUUUCAGACAUGGAGGAAAUGUACCGCACCACUGGAGAUCAGAACUUCAACGUCAUCAUUACUGACUAUGAAAGCACUGAUAUGAACAUAGAACAAACACUACAGAACUCUUAUUUACCCAGGUAUCAGUACCUCAGGUUAAGUGGAAACUUUGAGAGAUCAGCAGGACUGCAGGCAGGAAUUGACCUCAUUACUGAUGAUCACAGCAUUGUGUUUCUUUGUGAUCUGCACAUUCAUUUCCCACCUGGUUUCAUCGACAUUGUGAGAAAACACUGUGUGGAGAGACACAUGGCCUUUGCUCCGAUAGUCAUGAGACUGAACUGUGGCGCUACACCCCUGGAGCCUGAUGGUUAUUGGGAGGUCAAUGGCUUUGGUCUUCUGGGCAUUUAUAAAUCAGACCUGGACUCCAUUGGGGGCAUGAACACCGAAGAAUUCACUGACCGCUGGGGCGGAGAGGACUGGGAACUACUGGACAGGAUCCUUCAGGGUGGGCUGGAGGUGGAACGACUCUACCUGAGGAACUUCUUCCAUCACUUUCACUCAAAGCGUGGAAUGUGGAACCGCCAGAUGCUGCGCAACACGUAAGGAUGUUAACAGUCUGGCCGCUGCUGAUCAGCGGUUACCACGGCACUUUAAACCUCAGGACAUUCCAGAUGUGUUCCAGAUCACAUCUGGCUGAAGGUGAAUGUGGGGUGAUCGUUUAAUGGCAACACACACAGAGACUCAGGACAAAGACGUCUGUGAUGUUUGGGUUGAAGAUGAGUUAUAUAACACUGCUACAUCCAGACCUCUCCGGAUCAUUUCCAAGCUUGGAAUGUUUCUCCAAAGCUAGCUAUCAAAAAACGUUAAAGGAACUGAUACAAGUUAUUGAUGGCUUCAGCAUCUCUUUGUUGCUGUUGUCGCUUCCAGGUCAAUAAAAUGCCUUCAGUCACGUCUGGCUGAGUAUUCUGUUCUGGCAGACAGAAAUGUGACGUCCAGUGAGAUGUAUAUACUGAGAAAAUGUGUAUUUAUUCAGGCAGGUAAGUGUCUUGGGUGAGGGUUGACUUUGCACAUUGUUACAUAAUGUUUUAUGCUGUGUGACCUCUUAGGGACUGAAAGAAUCAGUGGCCAAAACCAAAGAGAUGUGCAAUAUUCAGAGUGUGUUGGUUUAAGAAAGUCAAUUCAUUCAGGUUAGAAAUGCUGUUCUGUUUUCAAGUCAAUCUCACAAAGCCCGUCAAGAACAUGUCUUGGUCAUAUAUCGUCCUCAAAAUACAAAAGAAAUUACAUUUUGUUAAAAGAAUAGGUUUUCAGUAAUUUUCAUAAAAAUCAAGCUCCCAAAAUGUACUCCCAAAUUCUCAUUACUGUAAUGCAGACAAAUAGCCAUAUUAAAUUCAAAGUAUGCAUAUGUCAUGGCAGCAUUGGCCUUAAAAAUAAAAUGUCUUCAUAUUAUUCUUACUGUAAUACAAUACAUGAAAAUGAUUAGUAUAGAUGUGCUUAAUUGUUAUUUAACAAACUGUCAUAGUACCUUCAUUCAAGGCUUAGUUAUUGUUAUGCAAAAUGUAAUUUAUUUUGAAGGAAGGUAUGAAAUGAUCUAGCCAUGUUUUCUGUGAUAUUUGCCAUUUUGUAGCGGUAUUGAAGGUGUUUUAAAGCUGAAAAUGCUCUUUUUGUACAAAUGAACGGCAUUUUCCAGCGUUUUCCAGUUUCAUUCCAAUGAGUAAACCUGUUGAUUUAGACUGAUUCAACCCUGUACAGUAUUACUUAAAACAAUUCUAAUAUUCAUCAAACACACAAACAGUUUCAGUUCUUUUCUAUAGGGUUCUUAUUUGGUUUAUGAGCUUGUACUCUAAUGAAUUCCGUGCUCGCUCAAACGUGCCUUCUGCUGUAUGUAAUUAGGAGAAAGUCAGAUGGAAAUAUCUACUGUACUCUCUGUUUUGUGUUGGGAUUUGGCGCUGUUUUUAGAGUGUUUUUUUGUUUUUAACCCUUGUGGUCGGUUUGUUUUUUGGUGGGCUUUUUUUUUUUUUUUUUGUUAAAAAGGAUGUAAUGUAUUGUAGAUGUGACCUUCACAUAGUGUGUUACUUAAAAAUCAAGUUGUUUAUUUAUUUUUCUACAUAUUUUGUAAGCAGCAAAAUGGAAAUGACCUUUAAUUCAUUUAUGCAGAUCACCAGCAACCUUAAAAUAAAAUGGUUCUUCAGAUUUCUUCAGUGUGUUUUAUUUGUUAUAUAAUCAAUAUCAGUAUCACCGGUUUUUGAGCAUUAAUCAAAUAUAUUAAUUAGUUUACUGUCUGACUGCAGCAUUACAUACUGCCAUUGAUGUUUAUUAUUCUCUUUAUCUUGUCUGUUGGCAUGUUAGCUUCAUCAUUCCUGUGUUCCAUCACUCCAUUGUUACGUAGGUUAAUCCCUGUCUGUUGUGCCAGACUCCAGAAAUAGCUGC